GAUUUUCAGACUGAGUUUAAAAUGGAGAAGACCAGCAUCAUGACUCCGGCCUUCCUUUUCCUCUUCUUCCUCUCGUUGACCCCUUCGGGAGCCACUGAUGACGACGCCCCAAUAGAAAAGAUGGAUGUGUCUGAAACCAUCGCCAGAGCCAACGAUGGCAUCGACACGCGCCUCGAGCACGGCGACAUCGUGCCCAACCUGCAGAGGAACGCGGACCCCUGCGUGAGCUCGGGCUGCAAGUGGCCCAAGAGCGGAAGCUACGUCUACGUGCCCGUCAUCAUCUCCAACGAGUACACCAGAAACGAGCAAAACAUCAUCAUCCAAAGCCUGCUGACCUUCCACAGGACCACCUGCAUCCGCUUUGUCUGGAGGCGCACUCAGCAACAGUACCUCAGCUUCUUCUCUGGAUCAGGGUGUUGGUCCUACCUGGGCCGUCAGAGUCAAGGGCAGCAGAUCUCGCUGAGGAGGAACGGUUGUUUGUUCACGGACACGGUGCAGCACGAGGUGCUCCACGCUCUGGGCUUCCACCACGAGCAAGUCCGCUCCGACCGGGACAACUUCGUCUCCAUCCUGCAGGAAAACAUCCGUCCAGGAACAGAACGGAACUUUGAGAAGCAGCCGACCAACAACUUGGGAACUCCCUACGACUUUGAGUCCGUCAUGCACUACAGCAAAUACGCCUUCUCUCGCAACGGGGAGCCGACCAUCGUCUCCAAGGCCGACCCCGACAUGGAGUUCGGAAGCGCCAGCGCGAUGAGCAGAAACGACAUCGCUCGCGUCAACGCCCUUUACCAAUGCAAUGUUUAGGGUCGGCCUCCGGAGUCCUGAAGCAACGACUGAGUCAACGGUUCAUCACUUCCUGUUCCUGGUCUCAGAUUCUCUUCAGUUCUCAGUGUCUAAAAUAUAUUCUGAUUAACACAAGCUUAACUUUUCUGUUUAAAAAUGCAUCUGUUCCUUUAUAGUCUUAUAGUCGUGAAGUCAUGUGACCUUGGUGGAGUUACUUUAUAGCGUUAGCUUUCUACUUCCCACUUAGCAUUACCUGUUUCAUUUUAUCCUGCA
Messenger RNA from Pungitius pungitius (ninespine stickleback), 1059 nucleotides. RefSeq names its product high choriolytic enzyme 1-like. Gene Ontology annotation, molecular function: metalloendopeptidase activity; zinc ion binding. Bases 22 to 807 code for a protein of 261 amino acids. NCBI's taxonomy places the organism in Eukaryota, Metazoa, Chordata, Actinopteri, Perciformes, Gasterosteidae. Gene Ontology annotation, biological process: proteolysis. The transcript has 9 exons. The record is from RefSeq and is a predicted model, not a curated record.